AUGACGGCCGCGGCGAUGGAUCUCGUGAGCGGGAAUGAUCCGACGGCUGGGAACGCGACGGGUGGGAGCGCGAGUCAAGGAACGGCCGGAUGGCAGUCGAUCAACGGGGUCCACGCAUCUUCCGCCGCUUCCGCUGCUCUUGCGCAAGGGCCGGGGCCACUGCAGCACCCCCCUCAGAGCCCCCACCAGAAGCUGUCGUCACAGGGCCUUCCCCUGCGCUCCCCUCGGCAUGCUCGCCACCACAGCAUGGGCAGCGCUGCUGCUCUUGCCCCCCACCCCUCCCCUCGCGCUGCUGCUCCCCACGCUACAGCCCACGCUGCAGCCGCUACAGCCGGACUGGUUCCAAAAGGCGCGGGCGAUUCUGUCCCUCGUCCGAGAAUGCCGCCCAGCGUGCUGGUUGGGAUCUCUCAGUCGCUUCGCUCGCUCUCGGUUCAGUCGGUUCAGUCCCCAUCCACUCCCCGCUCCCCCCGCUCGCACUCGGUUCAGACAGUUCAAUCUCCGCCCACUCCCCGCUCCCCAGGCCCGCAGUCCCCUCCCCCUCACUCCCCUCGCUCCUCCGCUCCCCUCUCCCCUCGCUCUUCUGCCCCUCUCUCCCCUCGCUCAUUCGCUGCUGCCCCCCUCUCCCCUCGCGCCUCUGCUCCUCUUUCCCCUCGUUCGUUCUCUGCUGCCCCUCUUUCCCCUCGAUCUUCUGGCCCUGCCCCUCUCUCCCCCCGCUCAUACGCCACCCCUCUCUCCCCCCGCUCAUUUGCCACUCCUCUCUCCCCUCGUUCUUCUGCUCCUCUCUCCCCGCGCGCUUCUGCUCCUCUCUCCCCUCGCGCCUCUGCUCCCCUCUCUCCUCGCACCUCUGCUCCCCUCUCCCCUCGCUCGUCUGCUCCUCUCUCCCCCCGCUUUCCUGCCACACGCUCCUCAAUCCCACGCUCCAACACCACAACUCGUACUCCUUUCCCUCCCUCUGCUGCAUCAGGGUUUAAAGCCCCAGCAGCACCGGACCAGUCACGUGCAAGAAAUGCACCAGCUCCCCGCCGACACGUGCGCUCGGCAAGUGUUGCAGAAGUCACGUGCACGUGA
Closterium sp. NIES-65 is the source of this 1068-nucleotide messenger RNA. The record is from the annotation of a GenBank genome assembly. Lineage: Eukaryota; Viridiplantae; Streptophyta; Zygnematophyceae; Desmidiales; Closteriaceae.